ACCCUGAGGGUGUGAGAGCCUGAGUGUGAGGGUGACUCCACAAGUGUGGGAGAGGCUGAGAGUGUGAGGGACACUGUGGUGAUAGAGUCUCUGAGUGCGAUGCUGACUGUGUGAGAGACGGGGAGAUACCGGACGCUGAGUGUGAUGCGAAGGAGAACCUGGGCUGUGAGAAACUGCAAAUGCAAGACUUUGUACCGCAGGAUCAGAGCUUCCUGGGAUGCUGCGAGAUUGUCUAGGGCCCUCCCGAGCUUGCAGGGCUGGCCUGUUGGUGCGAGGGAACCGGGUGCUCCUGCUGUGAUGGCUCUCUCUCGUGUCUUCAUGUCCUGUCACCUUGUUUGAUCAUCUCAUGUUAUAAAUGGAAGGAGAUACUUGUAAAACAUUCUGAGAAUUCUUCACUAAGCACUGAGCAAACAGUCUGGGUACCACAUUGUGUAAUGGUCAGUAUAAAUUGGAAUCAAUAUUUAACAGAUGUUUUUGAGUACCUCUUGUGUGCACUGGGCUGUGUGCUUGGUGACACAGUUCAAAAGAAUUCGGUCUCUGCCCUUGAUAGGGGGAAAAAAGCACUGCCAGCAAAUCUAGCAUCGUGGUAGCCGAAUGCUCAGCCAUCUGGUGCUUCUCUGAGAGCUGCUCUCUGAUUUGAAGAUCUGGGAGGAGCAGACUUUUUGAAAGUCUGUGAGUGCUUCCUGAGCUCAUUUUUGUCUCUCUUUGCUUGCUGUGAAGCCCUUUAGGAGGAAACUGCCCAGUCUGCCUACAUUGCUAAGGUGCCCUUGUGUACUAAUGGCUUUUGAUUCCCAACUUUGUUCUCAGACUGCCAUUCAAGUUCUUAUAUUUGAUUUCCCUCUCCUGACAAAUACGCAGAAAACCACAAAUGAUUUUUUUCUUAUCUUCCUUCUUCCCUGUCUGGCUAUGGACAUAUUUUUUUAUUGCAGACUAAAAGUAAAUACCAGUUAUGUGACUGAUCUCCUUGGCCCUUCUUGGUACAGGAAAUUUCCUGACCUCUGUCGUGCGUGUUUCCUGCUAUAGUCUCCAGGGUGUGGAUAUAUUUUUACAAAAGUGACACAAACAGGGCUUACAGGACCUGGGACUUGGGGAGCAGCAGCUGUCUAGACAUGCAUGAUUUGAGAUGACCGGGUUAGUUCUCUGACACGUGUGGGCUGGUUGCUUCAGUUACACUCCACUGUGGGUGUGACGGAACUUCUCAGUAAUUGAGUGCUGCCCCUGCCAGGCAUGUAAAACUUAAAUUUUACAAAGGGAAAUAUCAUCCUGUUGCUUAUUAGGUUCAUUUUUUGAUAAGCUGCCUCUUACUCUUUGUUGCAGAGGUUAAAUGGCCAAGACAGACAAAUGGAAUUAGGCCUUGCUGUGAAGACUUCCAUUUUCUUCUCAGUACCUGACCAUUUAUGAUGAGGCAGCUUAUGAAAGUGUGAUGUUUGCUUAUUUCCUUGCAGGCCACAGUAAACACAAGUGUGAAGGAAACAUUUGUCAUGGAAGCCAGGGAGCUGGAAAGCCCCACACCAACCUACCAUCUCAUUCCCGAGGCCAGCCAGCCCAAGGAAGAUGUCAACAUGCAACCUCAACAGACUGCAGAAACUAUGCAGCUAAAGAAGGAGAUCUCGCUGUUGAAUGGGGUCAGCCUGGUGGUGGGCAACAUGAUCGGGUCAGGAAUCUUUGUCUCACCCAAGGGCGUGCUGGUAUACACUGCCUCCUAUGGGUUGUCGCUGGUCGUAUGGGCCAUUGGUGGGCUUUUCUCCGUUGUUGGUGCCCUUUGCUAUGCGGAGCUGGGGACCACCAUCACCAAGUCUGGGGCCAGCUAUGCUUAUAUUCUAGAGGCCUUUGGGGGCUUCAUUGCCUUUAUCCGUCUGUGGGCCUCCUUGCUAAUUGUUGAGCCCACCAGUCAGGCCAUCAUUGCCAUCACCUUCGCCAACUACAUCAUCCAGCCCUCGUUCCCUACCUGUGAUCCCCCAUACCUGGCCUGCCGUCUCCUCGCUGCCGCUUGCAUAUGUCUGCUGACAUUUGUGAACUGUGCUUAUGUCAAGUGGGGCACACGUGUUCAGGACACGUUCACUUAUGCCAAGGUCCUAGCGCUCAUUGCCAUCAUUGUCAUGGGCCUCGUUAAACUGUGCCAGGGACACUCUGAGCACUUUCAGGACGCCUUUGAGGGUUCCUCCUGGGACAUGGGAGACCUCUCUCUCGCCCUCUACUCUGCCCUCUUCUCUUACUCAGGUUGGGACACCCUUAAUUUUGUAACAGAAGAAAUCAAAAACCCAGAAAGAAAUUUGCCCCUGGCCAUUGGGAUUUCUAUGCCAAUUGUGACGCUCAUCUACAUCCUGACCAAUGUGGCCUAUUACACAGUGCUGAGCAUUUCAGAUGUCCUUGACAGUGAUGCCGUGGCUGUGACAUUUGCUGACCAGACAUUUGGCAUGUUCAGCUGGACCAUUCCCAUUGCUGUUGCCCUGUCCUGCUUUGGGGGCCUCAAUGCAUCUAUCUUUGCUUCAUCAAGGUUGUUCUUCGUGGGCUCCCGUGAGGGCCACCUCCCGGAUGUUCUGUCCAUGAUCCACAUUGAGCGUUUUACACCCAUCCCUGCUUUACUGUUCAAUUGUACCAUGACACUCAUCUACCUCACUGUGGAAGAUGUUUUCCUGCUCAUCAACUACUUCAGCUUCAGCUAUUGGUUCUUUGUGGGCCUGUCUGUUGCUGGACAGCUCUAUCUUCGCUGGAAGGAGCCUGAGCGACCCCGGCCUCUCAAGCUGAGCCUGUUUUUUCCCAUCGUGUUCUGCAUAUGCUCCUUGUUCCUGGUGAUUGUGCCUCUAUACAGCGACACCAUCAAUUCCCUCAUUGGCAUCGGGAUUGCCCUCUCUGGGAUUCCUGUCUACUUCGUGGGUGUUUACUUGCCUGAGUCCCAGAGGCCAGUCCUUAUUCGAAAUGUCCUGGCUGCUGUCACCAAAGUCACCCAGCAGCUUUGCUUUUGCGUCCUGACUGAGCUUGAUGUAACUGAAGAAAAAAAAGUUGAGAGGAAAACGGACUAGAGGCCAGAGGUGAUGUCCCUUGAGGCCUGGAAGGCCAACCACAGCCACCAAAGUCCAGAUGACAAGACUGCAGGCCCACCCCUCUUAUUCUAAAGGAGUUUGGUGGCCCACAUUGUAUAAGGGGGGCUCAGAGCUGAUGGCCUGCUCUGGUGGUCACUCUCAUUGGUAAGCUACAGGAGAAGACUCAGGGUCUGAGGCAAGCAUGAAGGUGGGAACUUUACAGAGGGUGGUGGUGGGGAGGGCUUGGUCAGGGGAAUAGUUGUUUAGUUUUAUUCCUGGUGAGUAGGUACAGCUUACCAAACACUUGGCGAACUGCACUGGGGGAAGAGGGAUUGCUAGGUUAAUAGAUGUGGCUGGUGGUUCUGAAUUUGUUAUUUGAGGUUUGCAUCAGGAGCCUCUACAAAGGGGCUGCUUUAUGGGAAGGUUCCCUCUGAUCAGGUCCAAGCACUGACUCUAGAGGCCUGAAAUGCUACCAUUUCUUCCUCUGACUCAGAAUCUUUCCCUGGGAAGACAGUUGUAUUUCAUUAUUUAUUGAUAUUUAAUCCAGUACACCAAUUCUAGCAGAGCACUGGUGUUCAUUCAUCUACAGGAUGCAAUAAGCUGAUUGUGUUUAAAAACUCAAAAGUACCCCCAACCGAGUCCUUCUGCCCUUAGAGGUGUCUCUGCGUGGUGGUGUGGGUCAGCCUCUGAUCACAGAUUUUUUUUGCUUGGUUUUACGCACAAUAUUCUGUUGAGUCUUAGCUGCAGACUUUAAAGAUUUUUUUUUUUACUCAUAUAUUGGUUACACUUUAGUUAGUAGGUCACAGAUUAUAAGCACCUGGCUCAAAUCAGCAAAGACGAAUCAACAAAUUCAUGAGUCAGAAGUCUGAUAAUACUGCUAUUCUGAAAGAUAAUCCCUUAUUUUACUUGAGACCUCAGGUCCUUAUUCUAGAUGAUAGAAGGUAAAUCUCUGGUUUCUGGUAUGAACUUUAGGAGGACAUAAACUGUUUUAGAAUUCAAGUGGAUUACCUGGAUUCUCUCAGCCAUUCAAUGGCUUAGAGAACAUCUCAUGGACUCAAGCCACCAAAUAGCUUGUUUCUGUCAGGGCUGGUGUGAGGAGCUGCUGUGCAGACCCCGCCAAGCCCACCUUGGUGCUAGAAGUGGUCAUUUCCCUUUUCCGAAAACCUCACACCAGACUGCGUCCUCCUCUUCUGUCCUUGACACUGGGCUUUGUUUACACUCUGAACUGUCUUGGUGUGGAUCAUCAGGAUAGUGCAUUCCUGUCCUAUCUGCCUCCCUUUGCUGGAGGUCUGGUGGGUCUGCAGUCUCAGGAAGAGCUUGGUACUUGUGUGGACUUCUAUUUCUCCCUUCGGAGGUCAGAGAAGACUUUGGGGGACAAAGCUGCUUCAACCUCAAUCUGGCUCCUCAGCAGACUGCAUGUUUGGAAGCAACUAAUUCUGGUGCUCCAGGGUGUGCUUUAGCAUCCAGGUCAGGCCUAAUGGAUGUUCCCUCGUGGGCAGCCAUGGUUGCAGUGGACUGUACAACUGUCCAGACUUCACCCAGGAACCCUUCUGUGGGAGGGAAUCCAGAGACUCCCUACUGUCAUCCUGGGUCCAGAGGAACCUGCUAACUUGGCUAACCCCAUGCCUGGACUUCUUAUCCUUUCGUUUUAGAACUGGUCAAUGGUAAAGAUAAGAACUAUGAGGCAAUCUCCCUUUCUGAACAUUGUUUUCCAUCAAAUGGCCAGGGGAGUAACCUUGGCCAUACCUGUUCAAUAAAGACAAUUUAGGGGAGCAUGAUCACAGCUGCCUUCGGUUCAGGGCACGCAUGGAUGAGAAAAUGAGGGAACAUUCCUACUGUCACGGGUUGGGGAUUUGCACAGCAAAUUCCUUCCUGGCAAUAGGGAGUCUCUCACUUGCCUGGAGUAUGUAAACAUGACUCCUGUCUGAGCCAAGAUGGCACCUAUCCCAGGGAUCCUCUGGAGCUAAUCCUUUAAGCAGAGUGUGUUUGUCUUAAGGAUCCUUGACCCAGGUUUCAGCUUUCUCCAUUGAAGUAAAUGACCAGCUAAUCCCAGGAACUUGCUGCCCCCCAGUGGCUCCUGGGAGAAGCACGGGCCUCACACCCUAAGUGCCCCAGGACAAGCUUAGUGAGCCAUGUCAUCCUCCUCUCAUUACUGGAUGGCAACCGCAUUCUUCCCCUCUGUGCUGGAUACAGACUUCACCCAGGAACCCUUCUGUGGGAGGGAAGCCAGAGACUCCCUACAGCACUCAAGCUUCAUGGUGGAAUUAAAUUUCUGCAAGGUC
Leptonychotes weddellii (Weddell seal) is the source of this 5305-nucleotide messenger RNA. The record is from RefSeq and is a predicted model, not a curated record. NCBI's taxonomy places the organism in Eukaryota, Metazoa, Chordata, Mammalia, Carnivora, Phocidae.